UUUAUUUUUGUGAUUGUGAAUGUGACUGUUACAAAAGAAUAUGGUUUUGUUUAUGUCAUUGACUUGUUAAGAAAUGUAAAUAUUUCAUUCCAUGAGUGUUUCCGAAAUAUGAUUCAGGGGAACAGCCAAUAUUUUGGAAUAUUGCUUUGAACAUCAGUUUUCUAGUUUCCUCAUCUCUUCCAAUAUGAGCAUGUUCUACAGCACUUGUCUAGACGAGUACUGUCAAUACCGUAUCAUUUUCCCGGCUGCUUUCACAACAGUAGCGUGUCGGGGAUGCGGUCAGACUCACAAUGUGAAAGAAUUGCCCGAUAAAAAACCUGUUGAGGGAUUGGAAACCAAGCUGCAAAGUCUAUUGACCAGUUUGUUGGUAGAAACUCAGACUCCUAAGAGAGGUCCUGAAACAAUUAAAGUGCUCGGAGUUUCAAACUACCAUCACAAGCUGUUGUCCCAUCUGUUAACGACUCAUGGAAUGGACAAGAAGACAGGAAAGGCGAGACCGCUCAAGGAGCUUCUGCAGAGACCAACAUUGGACUGUAGUGUGUUCGGAGACAGAUGCUUCAGUAUCGAGGAGAGACAUUUGAACAUCAGCGGCUACGGCAGGGAUCAGAGCGGAAGUGCUAGCUACCUUGCAGACACACUGGCUCUGCUACUGCCUUACAAUGAUAACAAAGAGACCCUAGUUCCGCUGCACGUAGAUGGCGAUGGCCAUUGCCUGGUACAUGCAGUUUCCAGAGCGUUGGUUGGCCGAGAAAUGUUCUGGCACCCGCUGCGCGUUGACCUCCAAAUUCACUUCAAGGAUCAUUUGGAUACUUACAAGGAACUCCUAGGAGACUUUAUCAACGGGUCGGAGUGGCCGUGUAUCAUUGCGGAGUGUGACCCAGACUUUGUCCCACCUGAUGGUAUCGUGGGUCUAAGACCCAUCCAUGUGUUCGGGCUGGCAAAUGUACUGCGGCGACCCAUCCUGCUGCUGGACUCAGUGGCCGGCAUGAACACUUCUGCCGACUAUGCCGCUGUGUUCCUACCGGGGUUGUUUCCCCCAGAAAGGUGUUGCAACAAAGCAGGCAGGCUGAACCCCCCGCUGUGUCUAGCCUGGAGCAGCCCGGCCCGAAACCACUACAUUCCUCUGGUCCCCGUCAAAGAACGCCCAUUGCCUCAGUUCCCCAAGUCACUACUGCCCAAAGUGUGGGGACUUCCCCAGUCUGUUCUAGAGCAGUAUUUACAGUUCAACGAGAACAACUGCCUCGUCAUCGGUGGUGAGAACUGCAUACAGGCUGGCUACAUGCUGCGACUGACUUGUGCUAUGGAUGAGUUGUUCUACAACAAGUAUGGAGCUCAAGCUCAGCUGGUAACGGACAUGUAUCUGUAUCAGUACGCUAGCAGGAAAACUGGUGCAGGACUGCGGAUGAUGUCAGUAGUGGAAGCUACAACCGCAGCUCUGCAGGAUCGCAGGCUGCAGCGCUGUCUGGUGUGUGACGCUAUCAACAUUCUACCUCUGAGUGACGACUGGUUGCGACCGCGCGGCUUCCUCUACGCAAUGGCCAAGAAGCAAUACGGCUUCCUACAGGAGGAUCGCAAGUACCCCUUCACGGCUUAUGGCGUCACAUGUACUUACAAUGCUAAAAAAGACAUGUUGGUAGUAGACUCUGCUCUAAGUAUGGACAGCUGCAUGUUCUGUAGUGGGAAACUCCGCAUGAUUCAUCAUGAUGGCACAGUGGCAUACGAGAACGGAGACGUGACAAACGAACCCGUCAAGAACCCUUUGAAUCGUUGUCCCUGCGGCUUUAAACAUUGGUGGAAAGGAGUGGCUUACGAUAAUCCACCUGUAGAGAUCCCCGUGUUGAUGGAAUGGAACGGAGUGAGUGUUGGUGACAUUGUUCACUGGUUCCAAUACGAGUCUGACAGACGACUGAACAGCAAUGCGUACCAGCUGGCCUCCUUCCUGUUGCAGAAACACUUCCCAGGUGAAUUUGGUUCGGAACGCCUGCAUCAAAACAUUGUCCAACAGAUUUUGGAGCAGGUGAAGGAAUUACCACCGGCCCCCCGAGUUGAUUCUCCUGUCGACAUGAUGGAGCAAGACUCACAGUGCAAGGAGGAGGCUUGUGGAACCAGUGUUACCACCCCUGUAGCAGUGAAUAGUGUCGACCCACCAGCAAUGAACAGUGCCACUAGUGCCAACACGAGUGAACAAAGUGACGCAUGUGCAAGUGCUCAGCGGAAAAAGAAAACGUUGAUGAAGCCAGAACACAAACCGAGCACCUCGAGGACAAAUCCCAAUGUGGGUCGAGGUUACCGCGUGGGCCCCGGGAUGUCGAUGUUGUCUUCUAUGCCUGUAGAGCCUAACUCUGAGGCCAUGGACCGAUUCCUGCAGUUGAUGAAACGCAAAGCUCCAUCGCCCAGUUCCCCAGACUCGCCCAGCCCUUCUACUAAACAUUUCAAAUUGAAAUAGUCUUGAGUAAACUAUGUGGGAGUUCCUGUGAUUGUGAAAAAUUUAGUGCUAUGUUAGAUAAACGCUCUGUACAGUUUGUUAUUUAAACUCGCUAUAUUAUAUUGUGAUAUUGAUAACUUUACUUCAUAAAUAUUAUAUAAGUUAUUAUAGUUUAUUAUCUUUAUUUAUUACUAUAGCUAUAACAGAUUUUCUUGUACAGACAUUUCACAACUAAAAUAUAGUUUCUCCGUUGGAAAUAGUUAGGAUUUUAUUUGGCUAAUCCUCCAUGGUGCUGAUAUAUUGCAGCGUUGUCUGUCAAAUAUUUUGGCUCUUAAGUUGUUUGCUGCUUUGUUCCUUUUGUUUGAAUAUGGGUACUUUCAUACUGGUUUUUUAAUUUGGUAGAAUCGCUUAUUUACCGUCAUCUAAAAAAGGUGUAAGGCAAAAUCAUGCGGUUGAUGAUCUUGGAUUUGACCUCGAUUAUGGCCAAACUUGAUCAGGGGAAAUUGACACUGACGCGUCCGCAAUGUAGAAACUUGUGAUGUUGCCAUGAUUGCUAGAGGUAAUCACAAGUGUUACCGUAUUCGCUACAAUUCCUCAGAUCAUUAUUGUUAUGAGUGAUGAAUUUGAAUUUGAAAUUUUAGACUCAAGUUUUAGGAUUUGAAUUUUAUCAUCAUUAUCCUUGUAGUGAAGGCGAUUUCUACAAAACACUACUACCCCAUUAAUAAUGGAUGGAUUUUUACAAACGAUGUGUCAAAAUUAAGUAUUUUUUUGUGUAGACGCCCCCUUUCACCAAUUACUGUGAUAAAUGUCCUCGGGCUUUGCCCCGCAGGCCAUCAAAGUCCCAGUGUAUUUUUUAUGAAGAAAAUUUACUACCCAGCUGUUUAAUACAUCUUAGUUCAGUAGUGGGAUUUGUCAAGUGUCAAGAUAUUUUGCGUCAUUGUACAUGUUGUUAGUUGAAUAUAAACAAACAACACAUUCUUUUCUGCAUUCACCCCGAAGCACGGGCAGAGCUAGUUGUCUGUAAUAGCUGCAAUUAACCAAAACCUAAAACCAAAAUCAACAUAUCUUAUGGUGAAAUGUAUACAAAUCCACAUGUUCAUGAACAAUAACUAUGUACAAUGCAACAAAUGUUUUCUACCUCCUUUUUAAGUGUUUUUUUAUCUACCUACAGAAAAAAUCACAUGUUUGCUAGCUUCUUUUUAAAAUUUUUAUUUUAACUAUCUAAACUUUUAUGUUUUAAAUAUUUUUUAGUCAUUUUACUCCACUUUAAUUGAAGUGAAUUUAGGUAGGUACUUUGAAUGCUUUUUAAUUUACUAGCUAGAACAAAGUGAAUUUCCUAUUGGUUAUCUUGUAAGAGUCAAAGUCUGUUACCUAAGGUAUGCUUAUACAGAAUACAUUAAUUUAUUUGGAUUGCUGUGUUUUAAUAUAUCUGUGUUUGACUUGUCUUUGAUCAUUUUAACAUCAAACUGUUUUGCAAUGCUCGUUGCAGCAAACUUGAAAGUCUUAGGGGUGUUCUAACUGUAAAUUUCCUUUUGUUGUGAAAAAAAAACGCUAAAGCAAGAAAAAAAUUGCUCUUCAGUUUUGCUGUGGGGGGUAUUUUAAAGUUUCUUUUAAAUUUUUGAAGUGUCCUUAUUGAUAUCUAUGAAUGUGGAGUGCUUAGAAUACUUAUCAUGAAGUAUAUUAUUGUAAGGUAGUAUUAAAUAUUUUGUUACUCUAAAAUGAUUGUCUGAUUAUAUUUUUGGUCAAUUAGCUUUCUCUGGUUUAUUUAAAGAUUAAUUUUUCUUCUGUUUAACAAACUAAAGAAUUCAAGUUAGGUUUCUCAGGACAGGUAUUGGUUUUGUUCAAUUGAACAGUAAAAUUGUCUGGAUUUACUUAAGUGUGUGAACUUGCUUAAGAGUGACAUAGGCAGGACACAGUAAAAAUAUCUAGUUAUGCUGCUGUAUGCGGUUUUUACCCAUGAUGAGUAUUUGUGUGUUUCACUAAAAUACUUUAAACAAUAUUCAAAGAAAGUGUUAAGGCCCAGAACAACUGUUUGUUUUAAUGAUCAAGCCAGGCCAGUGAAAAAUAAGUUUUGUUGUUCUACUUACCCAACCGACUGAAAGAAUUUGUGAGUUUAAAAAAUUAAAUGGUUAAAGCAAGAUGUGUUAUUUAUAAAAUCUGUAUAUUAUUACUUUUUGUUUUUGUUGUACAAUUAUUCAUGCAUUUCUAAAAAAUUUAUAAAGUCUUUAAAAAUGUGGACAUGUACUAGAUUUCACAACUAGCUUCAAUCAAAUAUGUUUUUAUUCUUUUGUACCCCACAAACAGAGCUUUCUUAAAAACAUUUUGCGACUUUGUUUUGCUCAUUUAAUAAUUUAAGGAGGCUAAUAGGUUCCAUUUGAUUUCAUACCCCUUUACACAUUGGCCACUGGCGCCACCAGUUGCUCACGGCUAAUAGCGGCUUAAGAGAUAAAAGUCUAAAAGUCAUAUAGUUAGGAGUUUGUUCAAAAUUAAUUUUCUUCACAAUUGAUUACCCUAUUUGGUCACACCAUCACAUAUCUCAAAUAACGUAAGACUAUUAAGUAUAAAUUAAUUUGUGUUUUUGACAAAAAUUAGGAAAACAUUUGAUCCAUUCUCUCUGCAAACAACUUUAAGAGCUAGCUUUAGGAUAUUUUUAACUCGAUAUUUAAGUGACGUGAAGUAAAGACACAGAUAGAACUUUAGUGAUUGCUCAACGAAUAUUACGAUAAGUAGAAAUUAUCAUUCGGUUUUGAUAGUAAUUUGUAAAUUGCUAGUUGGUAAACUCAAGUAUUUUUUUACUUAGCUUAGCAUUUUCGUUGUUCUUGAGUUUUCUUGAGGGAUAAAUAAUAAGUUUAAACUAUUGUAUUGUAUGUAAUAUCAAAUAAAAAUUAUUUAAAGUAAA
This is a messenger RNA of Macrosteles quadrilineatus (aster leafhopper), 5324 nucleotides long. Its product is annotated as deubiquitinating protein VCPIP1-like. Gene Ontology annotation, molecular function: cysteine-type deubiquitinase activity. Gene Ontology annotation, biological process: protein ubiquitination; protein K11-linked deubiquitination; endoplasmic reticulum membrane fusion. Bases 185 to 2446 code for a protein of 753 amino acids. Lineage: Eukaryota; Metazoa; Arthropoda; Insecta; Hemiptera; Cicadellidae. The record is from RefSeq and is a predicted model, not a curated record. The transcript has 14 exons.